UAAUACCACUUUUUGUGUGGUUUCCCAUCCCAUAACAUGUCCACAUCGACAGCCAAGCAUCAUGACACAUAGAAGCAUAUUUAUAGUGGGCUCUCCCGUAAGUUUCAUUGCCUGACCCUGAAGCUGGGUAGCUCCUGCUCCUAUCCCGGCUGCUGGCGCGCCGUGGUUUUGUGCUCUUGUGGACACACUGGCCUCCACCCAUCCCUCUCACGUCUCUGGCCAUCCGCAGCCAAGGCGCGCGGCCCAUCGUCGAUUUAUAGCCACACCAUGGCCAGGAAGUGCUCCCACUGUGGCAACUACGGCCACAACUCCAGGACCUGCGGACUAGGACUAGGACUAGGACACAGAGAAAUAAUGCUCUGCGAAGGUGGCGACGACAAUAAUGGCCGCAGCGGCCUAAGGCUCUUCGGAGUGCAGGUCCGUAUCGGCGGCGGCGGUGGCGCAGGGUCGGCGUCCAUGAAGAAGAGCUACAGCAUGGACUGCCUGCAGCUCGCGGCUCCUCAUGCUUGUUCGUCCCUCGUCUCGUCCCCGUCGUCGUCGUCGUUGUGCUCGUCCUCGUCCCCGUCGUCGCUGCUGCUGUCGAUUGAUGAUGGGUUGCAGAGAGGGGCGGCCGAUGGAUACCUGUCUGAUGGACCUCAUGGCAGAGCUGUGCAGGAGAGGAAGAAAGCUGAUGUUUCUAAACAAAAACAAUACUCUGGAUAUAUACCGACGACGCCAGGAGUUCCAUGGAGCGAGGAGGAGCACAGGCAGUUCCUUGCCGGCCUGGACAAGCUGGGCAAGGGCGACUGGCGAGGCAUCGCCAGGAGCUACGUGCCGACGAGGACCCCGACGCAGGUCGCCAGCCACGCGCAGAAGUUCUUCCUCCGGCAGAGCAGCAUGGGGAAGAAGAAGCGCCGGUCCAGCCUCUUCGACAUGCGGCAGGUGCCGAUCUGCGAGAACAGUGCGAGCAUCUCCGAUCCGCUGGACGUGGCACGCCAUGGCGUCGCCUCGGCAGACUCCGAGAGGGCGGCCGUGGACGUGGACCUGAUGAAUUCGACGACGGAGGGUGACGACGGCAGGAGCAGGGACGUCGUGUCGUCGGCGUCAGGUGCAGGGACCGCACUGCGGUUCCCGGCAGCGGCAGCUCAGACGGAGCCGCUGCAUCCUUCGUCAUCGCAUGGCCAUGGGCGCGGCCACCACUGCUCUCCGUUGGACCUGGAGCUGGGCAUGUCCCUGCCCGCCCCAUCCGUCGGAACGUGAUGGAGAUGAGGCGAGGCCGAGGCCGUGCGUGACUGCUGUCUCCCUCAGCUGUGUGUGUCAGCCAGAUGGAGAUGAUGCGCUAGCCAAUACAGUACUGUUCGUGAUCGUGAAAACGGUGUGCAAACACUAGCACAGCGGCACUAAACUAGGAUGUCGCUCCUCGCACCAUAUUGUGUACUGUAACCACGUUGAUCCACAUCAUCUCUAUCUCUUCACCACCGUUGGAUCAUAGGCUGUCAGUUUCAUCUAUCCGUCCAUGUGUCAUACUCAUUCACGAUGCGGUGGCUUAAUGAUCCAGCAGUAAUUUUUCUUCUUUCGUGACUUAAGGGUA
Molecule: messenger RNA, 1570 nt
Organism: Zea mays
Lineage: Eukaryota; Viridiplantae; Streptophyta; Magnoliopsida; Poales; Poaceae
Exons: 3
Coding region: 268-1239 (323 amino acids)
Biological process (GO): response to ethylene; response to gibberellin
Molecular function (GO): zinc ion binding; DNA binding
Source: RefSeq, a predicted model, not a curated record